This is a messenger RNA of Gadus morhua (Atlantic cod), 1120 nucleotides long. It is a transcript of the gene rsph9, whose product is annotated as radial spoke head component 9. The coding region runs from base 125 to 952 and encodes 275 amino acids. Gene Ontology annotation, cellular component: radial spoke; axoneme. Gene Ontology annotation, biological process: axoneme assembly; motile cilium assembly; cilium movement involved in cell motility. The transcript has 5 exons. Lineage: Eukaryota; Metazoa; Chordata; Actinopteri; Gadiformes; Gadidae. The record is from RefSeq and is a predicted model, not a curated record.
GCAUGCGUUGCUAUGACAACGUUGUUAGGCUCAUUGCUUCGGUUAGCGUCUACGAGCUCUGUCAGCAUAUCCAUUCACACUUUCACUCACUUUUUCCCUUAUAUUUUUGUAAUAGAAGGAACCAAUGGACUCCAACACGCUGUACUACUCGUUGGAUCUUGUCUCCGGCAGCGGCCACGCUCUGAAUGGCGAGCAGAGGGCCGCUCUCCAGACAUCACUGGUCCUUCUGAAGAAGAACUACAAGUUCAACCGCGUCAUGUUCUGGGGCAAGAUAUUGGGAAUAAAGGAAGAUUAUUUCAUUGCCCAAGGGAAAGGACAUGAUGAGUUGAAGGACAAACAGUUUCUCUACAGCUUCAACUGUAUGGAGUGGCACCUGCUGCCCCCAGCAGACGACGCUAUGGUGGGGGAGGUGUCCCGGGCCGCCAAGGGUCGGUUCAUGGGGGAUCCCUCCCACGAGUACACCGACUAUCCCCUGAAGCGAGAGGGAGACGAGGCGACGGAGGCAGUAGAACUAAUCAAGGUGACAGAGGAGAGGAGGUUAGCGGUGACGGUCCACCUGAUCGACGAGGAGGUGUCUGUGGUACCGCGCGGCGCGUUCAACAGAACACAUCUGGGCCUCAUGAACAACAACCGCUGCUUCGAGGGGCUGUCUCACGCAGAAGCCGGGAAGCUGGAAAACUUUCUUCACUUCGCCAAACCCAAGAAGCUGAAGAAGAAGUUGAUCCAGGAGCAGGCCGACCUCGACCCCUCCAUCGACUUCCUGGACCCGCUGAGCGACGACGUACCAAAGGGGCAGUGGAGCCUGCAGUUGGAGAACGCCAGCAGCGUGUGUGUGCUCCGCAGCCUGCUGUGGAUGGGUCUGACGUUCUACCACGUGCCCAUGACGCCACAGCACGGCUACGUCUACUUUGGGUACGGCUGCAAGAACCUGGACCUGCCCUUCAUGCUCUAAACAAAUAUCGUCUCCUAUCCACGUGUGUGUGUGUGUGUGAGAGAGAGGUAGAGAGUGAGUGUGUACGUGUGUGAGUGUGAGAUCUUCAUGGCGUCAUCGGAAUGGAUCUUCACAAAACUAUUUUUUUGUUUGCGCUUUAACCAAAAUAAAUUGAGCCACAGACAUACA